Molecule: messenger RNA, 1362 nt
Organism: Knipowitschia caucasica
Lineage: Eukaryota; Metazoa; Chordata; Actinopteri; Gobiiformes; Gobiidae
Source: the annotation of a GenBank genome assembly
AUGGCCCAGUCCAAGCCUCUCCUCAUGCCCUGGCUCCGGGCUCAGAUCAACAGUCAGCAGUAUCCUGGAGUGUCCUGGACCAACACAGAGCUCACAGAGUUCUCCAUCCCCUGGAAACACGCCCUGAGACAGGACUCCUCCAGCUCAGACAUCCUCAUCUUCAAGGCCUGGGCGGAGGUCAGUGGGGGCGGACGGGCUCAGGGCGACCCCUCGGUGUGGAAGAGGAAUUUCCGCAGUGCCCUGAGAGCGAAAGGAUUCACGAUGGUUUCUGACAACAAAAAUGACACUGCCAAUCCUCACAAGAUCUACAGAUGGCCGGACGAAACCAGGUCAAAAACCUCUUCGUCUCUGUCUCCUGAUCCUCCUCAUCCCGACGCCGCCGACGACUUUCCCUUUCCGACACAAGAAAGCCAGCCACACGAGGUGCUGUGUCUCUAUUCUGAGUCAGACGUGUUUCCAGAUCUGAGCGGCAGCAGCGACAUCCUGCACACAUGUAUGCAGGAGCUCAACAUUUGUCCUGAAGCAGAGAGCUCUGAGCCUCCAGCCGAGCAACAGCGGCUGGGAGCGGCUGUGAUUGGAGGGCUGGGGCUGUGUGGGCAGCAGCAGUAUCCAGUGGCUGCUGAGGCUGCGGAGCAUGGAGCAGGGUUGCCGAGGCAACCAUCACAGCCAAUGGAGGAAGGGGGAGGCGGGGCACAUGAUCCGGCCCAGCACUUCCUCGACACAGUCACUCAGACUGACGAUGGAAGUCAUUUCAAGACUCAGUUCAGGAUCAGUGUGUUCUACAGAGGACGGCAGGUGCUGGAUCAGCUGGUUACCAACGAGUCCGGAGUGCGGAUAGUCUACAGCUCCAAUCCUGUGCCUGGUGCUGUGGAGCCAGAGUCUGGUCUCUCCCUGGUUUUUCUGCCGGCUCCUCAGGACAUGGCAGACCAGGUCCAGGCCACUCUGACGCAGAGGAUCCUGGACUCUCUGGGCUGGUUGGACGUGGGCGUGUCCCUACAUGUGGUGUACGGUCAGCGCCGCGGAGAGUCUAAGGCUUACUGGAGCUUCUCAAAGUUUGACCAAAGUAGACGGCCACAAGAGGUCCCCAAAGAGCCACAGCCGCUCUACAUGUUUAAAGACUUUGUGAAAGGAAUUAUAGAUUUCACGGAGGGAAAAGAAAGUCCUCCGAGUUCGUUGUUCUUCUGUUUGGGAGAGAAGUGGCCGGACCCCGACAACAAGCCCUGGAGCAAGAAGCUCAUCACUGUGGAGGUGGUGCUGACUUCGAUGGAGAAUCUGAAGAACAUAGCGGUGGGGCUGGGCGCCUCCUCUCUGCAGUCAGUGGAACUGCAGCUGUCUCUGGAGCAGAUGAUGGACAUGUACUGA